This is a messenger RNA of Aspergillus campestris IBT 28561, 1701 nucleotides long. Its product is annotated as FAD-binding oxidoreductase. The record is from RefSeq and is a predicted model, not a curated record. Gene Ontology annotation, molecular function: FAD binding; oxidoreductase activity. NCBI's taxonomy places the organism in Eukaryota, Fungi, Ascomycota, Eurotiomycetes, Eurotiales, Aspergillaceae. The transcript has 6 exons. The coding region runs from base 129 to 1508 and encodes 459 amino acids.
UCUUUUCAGGCCCCCAUCUUCGGCCCUAAGCGUUUGCAAUACAGGCUGUUUAUAUGAUAGCAUCUUUCACUAUCUCACUGAUCUAGCACAUCAUUCUGUCUUAAUCGCAGUUCUAAAGGCUCGCCAGAAUGUCUAUCGAUCAGGAUCUCUCUCACGUUCAAUCCCUCCUCGACCCCUCCGAAGUCAUACCACCCACCUCUCCCCUCUACGGACCAAACGCCCAAGGAUGGGCGGUCCAGAAGGACCUCCACCCUCGCCUCGUCGCAGUACCCACUUCCCCGGAGUCUCUGGCAAGGCUCAUCGCCCACUUGUACAAGUCCCACUUGCACUUCGGGAUCCGCGGUCAGGGCUUCCUGUCGGCCUCCGCCAAGGAUGUGCUCGUCAGCAUGACCGCCUUUGACGAGUUCCACUUCGACCCCCACGCGGAGGUGGCAACGGUCGGCGCGGGCCAGACAUGGGGCGCCGUCUACCGGAAGCUGAAGGAAGCCGCACCAAGUUACGCAAUCGUCGGAGCCCGCACUCCGGCCAUCAGCGUCGGUGGCACGGUCGUCACGGGCGGACUGUCCUGGCUGUCGGCCGAAUACGGGUGCAUAUCGGACCCGGAGAACAUGCUCGAUGCGCAGGUCGUCAAGUCCGAUGGGUCUGUUGUGUGGGCGAGCACGGAGCCGGAUCUUCUGUGGACGAUGCGCGGUGGGGGUGGAGGAUUCGGCGUUGCCACGAAAUUCCUCUUCCGAGUCCGACCCUACCCCCAGGCCAUCUGGGCGGGUCCCAUCCUCCUCCCCCGCCAGCAGCUCCCCACAGUAGCAACACGUCUGGAGGCCUUCCUGGCUAGCAACCCUGACCCGCGAGUGAGCAUGUUCCUCUACAUCAUCAGGAAGAAUCUCCUCGAGACGAUCGGCGCCUUCCAGGACAUGCUAGUCGUGCACGCCUACGACGCUAACGGCGAGGAGCACGGCCGGGAAGCCUUCAAGUGGGCGCUGGAUAUACCGGGGGCGGUUGACCAGACGGGCGUCACAGACAUGGAGGGUGUGACCAAGUUGCAGCAAAACGUAGACAAAUCCAAAGGCACCAUGAGACAAUACUGGGCCCCACUAUUUCUCAAAACCCUAUCCGCAGCGACAAUCACCCGCGCGAUCGAAUUAGUGGACGAGCUCGCCAAGCAGGAUUCGGCUGUAUCAGAUUGCACGUAUUUGAUCUUCGAGCUUUUCGCCUUGUGCGACGCAAAAGGAUCCUGCGCAUGGCCGCGCCCACCAGGCGCCAAGCACGUCAUCCUCAUUGGGGCUGGAUGUCCGGCGAAUGCGAGCGCGGGGCAGGAGGAGAUGGCUAGGAACUUGGCGGAGGACGCGUCGGAGAGGAUACUGGGGAGUAGGACGGUGAACUUGUUGGCGAAUGGGGGGGAGGAGUUUCAUGAUCCUGUUAUGAUAUGGGGAGAGAAUCUCGACCGACUACGCCAGUUGAAGAAGGUGUAUGAUCCUAAUGGGAGGUUCCAGGGGCCGAUUAGGGCUUAACGCUGCACGGACUGGACGUCUGCAUUGAAAACGUGGACAUGUUUGGACAUGCGAGAUUCAAUAUCUGCCUAUCAUGUAGUUGCUAAUCAGGUAGGCCACGUAAAUUGACCAUGAUUGUGUCGAUCUGUCGCGAGGACAUUACAAGAUAGCUAGUAGGAUGUGCCGUGCACAUUACUACGCUGCUUGAUACGGC